AUGUGAAAAGGACUCUUGAACAGUCCAGUAAAGGGAUUUGCCUCAGAGACCUUGUCGCCCAUGAUGCUGUCUCUCAGGGUUGGAGCAGGGAAGGUCCCAGCAGCCCAGUUUCCAUCAGUGGACCAGAGCUCCCAGUGGACCCACAGGGUCAGACAGUGGGCUCUGACAGAGACAACUCCUCAGAUGAGCUCAACAGCAAGUUCCGCUCUCAAUGCCUUCACUCGUCCUCUUCCUCUUCCUCUUCAUCCUCAGCCUAUGAGAUGGGCCAUGGACCAAGCUCCCCAGAAUCGACCAUCAGAAUAACACCCAAAAGCCCGCUUCUGUCGCGCUCUCCAUCUACCAACAACCCCUUCCCACAUCCUCCAGUUCACCAGUCAGGCGCCAGCAUGACCUUACCGAAAGUACGGACUCCGCUCACCCCCAGAGACAGCAUCCAGCUAGUCAAGAAGCAUUACAGCCAGCCACAGCCCAGCCUGGACAGACUUCACCACCUCAACGUUAACAUAGACAUCAUGACCCCAUCCUCUACUUCCUCCACCCUCAAGAGCACAGGCACUGCCGCCUCGCCCUUCUCGCAGGUUGUGGAAGAAACCGACAUUGAUGAUGGGCUUUCUGACAGCAUGGACGGGGUGGUGGAGGGGUCAGGAUCAGAGGAGCCAUCACGAGAUGGAGUCUCCUUUGUGGGACUCGCAGAAGAACUGGAGCGGCUAGAUCCAGAGGUUCUCAAGCCACCAACUCCUCCUUUACACCGCUUCCCUUCAUGGGAGAGUCGGAUCUACGCUGUGGCUAAGUCAGGAAUGAGAGUAUCAGAGGCCAGUCCUGGAGCCAGGGGCCCCGGGCGAGGGUCCAACUUACCCCAGUAUCCAGCGGCAGGUCCGUUCACCCAGUUGAUCUAUAAGAAUAUCAAUGUACCAGUCUACACAACACUGAAAGGGAAAGCCACUCAGAUCAGCAGUGUGCCUCUGCUUGACGAUGACUCGGGGUCUGAGGACGACAGCAGCUCUCUGGCCAGUUUACGGACUUCCAUCCUGAGCCCGGACAGGAAGGGCAGCGUCCCUGGGAGCCCGCGUGCCGUUAAGAGAGGUGUGUCCAUGUCCUCCAUCAGCUCAGAGAGUGAUUACGCCAUUCCUCCUGAUGCCUACUCCCUAGACAGUGACUACUCCGAGCCGGAACAUAAAGUCCAGCGAACCUCCUCCUAUUCCUGUGAGAGCACUGGGCCUGAGAUGCUGGAGAAAUCUGGGUACCUGCUGAAGAUGGGCAGUCAGGUGAAAGCCUGGAAACGUCGCUGGUUCAUCCUGAGGAAUGGAGAGAUCCUCUACUACAAAUCUCCUAGUGACGUCAUCAGGAAACCUCAGGGUCAAAUUGAGCUGAACUCGUCCUGCCAUAUAGUACGUGGAGAAGGAGCACAGACCUUUCAAUUGAUUACAGAGAAGAAGACCUUCUAUCUGACCGCCGAUUCACCCAACAUCCUAGAGGAGUGGAUCAGGGUCCUGCAGAACAUACUCAAAGUCCAGGCCAGCAGCCCUGUCACCGUGGAGACCACCGCCAAACCCACUGUGAGAGGCUGGCUUACAAAGGUCAAACAUGGACAUUCUAAGCUGGUGUGGUGUUCUUUGGUCGGAAAAGUCUUCUAUUACUAUCGUAAUCAGGAAGACAAGUUGCCUCUGGGACAACUGCAGGUGCGGGAGGCCUCAGUCCAGGAAGUGGAUCGCUCCUGUGAUUCAGAUGAGGACUAUGAGGCAGGCAGUCGAGGCUUCCUCUCCUCCCACUGCACAUUAGUAGUCCAACCAAGAGACCAGAGUCCUACAUACCUGCUCAUCGGCACCAAGCAGGAAAAGGAUACUUGGUUGUAUCACCUGACUGUGGCAGCGGGCAGUAGUGCAACCUUUAAAGUGGGCACAGAGUACGAGCAGCUCAUUGUUAAACUCCUCGAUGCAGAGGGAGACCCAGAAUCUGUUUUGUGGAGGAGCGAGGCCUUGAGCUUCUGUAAGGAGGGCCUGCGCUCGCCUCUUACCACUCUGCCCUCUGAAGCUCUGCAGACAGAAGCUCUCAAGCUUUUCAAGUCCUGUCAGCUCUUCAUCAACGUGCUGGUUGAGUCUCCAUCCAUCGAUUACCACACCUCGCUGGCCCAGAAUGCUUUGCAAGUGUGCUUGACCCACCCAGAACUGCAGAACGAAAUGUAUUGCCAGCUGAUUAAGCAGACCAACUGCCGGACGCCACACAACUACUCCCUCACACAGUGCUGGCAGCUGUUGUCUCUGUGUGUGGCUCUGUUCCUUCCCCAACAACAUUUCCUUUGGUACCUGAGACAGUACCUGCAAAGCAAUGCCGACCCAAGGAGUGAGGUGGGGAAGUAUGCAGUGUACUGUCAGAGGUCUGUGGAGCGAACACUGCAGAAUGGAGAGCGGGAGGCCAGACCUUCUCGUAUGGAGAUCGUCUCCAUCCUGCUGAGAAACCCAUACCAUCAUUCACUGCCAUUCAGCAUCCCAGUCCACUUCAUGAACAACACCUAUCAGGUGGUGGGUUUCGACGGCUCCACCACAGUGGAAGAGUUCCUCAAUACGCUGAACCAGAGGAUUGGCGUGAGGAAACCACAGCUGUCUGGGUUUGCCCUCUUCACUGACGAUCCAUCUGGCAAAGACCUGGAGCACUGCCUGCAGCCGUCUGCCAAGAUAUGUGAUGUCAUUUCCAAGUGGGAGCAGGCUCUAAAGGAGCUGCAUCCUGGGAAAAACGAGGGGACACGGAUUGUCCGUCUAACAUACAAGAGCAGGUUGUGUUUCAGAUCUCAGGUGAAAGGAGAGACAGAGCGAGAGCGCCUCCUGCUGGCGUACCAAGUGAAUGAUGAAGUUCAGCAGGGCCACUUCCCUGUGAACAAAGAGCUUGCUCUUGAGGUGGCUGCCCUCAUGGCACAGAUUGAACAUGGUGAUUUGGAGAGACCAGCUGCCUCCUCUCCAACUGGCUCUCCUCAGCCUAAGUCUCAGCUGAUUCUUCUGCAGGCCUUAGAGCGCUUCUACCCCAAACGCUACAAACAGGACUUCAGCUCAGAGGAGCUCAGAGAUCUUACUGAGCGUCUGGCCACUAAGUGGUCUAUGCUACAUGGGUGCAGUGCACCCGAGUGUGUGAGAAUAUACCUAACUGUGGCUCGGAAAUGGCCCCUGUUUGGUGCCAAACUCUUCAGUGCCAAGCCUGUCCCGCCCUCUCCUGUUGAGCAGAGCCAGGUGUGGUUGGCAGUCAAUGAAGAUGGAUUGUGUGUGCUGGACUAUGCAAUGCACACGCUGGUCACAUACUCCUACCAGUCUGUGAUUACUUUUGGUGGUUGCCGUGAUGAUUUCAUGGUGGUCACGAGCCAGCAGAGGGAGCCUGGAGUCGGGAAGAAGAGCGUGGAGAAGUUGGUCUUUGCAAUGGCUAAACCAAAGAUCCUGGAGCUAACUCUGCUAAUGGCCAGCUACAUGAACCACUGGAACCCCAGCCUCCCGUCUGCCUCACACCAGCCCCUCGGCCACUGGGACGUAGAGAGUAGGCACUUCCCUGCAAUGAACUACACCACCAAGGGCCCCACACUACUGUGAAUUGAGCAACAAGAACAACAAAGACUGAUUAACUACCGGGAGGCUUGAUGGCAACAGUUACCUUUAGUCCGCUUUGGAUUGCAUGCUCGGGUACUAGAUUAAGUGUUGGUUUUUUUUAAAUAAAUUUGAUUUAGAAAUGUCAGGAUCAGUCUUGUUAGACUAUUUAUUGCUACAAUGAAAGAGUAUUUCAAUUCUGCAAGAUCAUGUUCUAAUUCCUUGUUAAGAUUGGAAUUAUUUUUACUAUACAGAAGUAGUGUGAGGACUUGUCGCCAACUCGUCACAUUUCCAUGUGCAGUGUGAUCCUUUUAGCCAUUGCUCAGAUUUUUUAUUUUUGUGUUUUCCGGUCUUUCAGACCUCAGGCUCUUUUUAUUUCAUAAAAACAAAGCUGUUGCCUUCUGAGAGCCGGUUUGACUGGAAUACAGUGUUGUGCGUCACUGUGUAUUUGCCAUGAAUGAUCACUUGUACUUGACAAUGCACCAGUUUAAAAAGGUACUGUGCAAUUAGAAAGGGAAUGAUAUGGCUUUUGAUACUCUAGUUUAAUAGUUUUUAAUAUCUUAAUUGGAUAUAAUCCACAUCUAAUAUUACUCUAAUUUAGAACAAUUAUUUUCAUUAUAGAUGAUUUUCUUAAUUUAUUGAUUAAUUGCCUGGUCUAUAAAAUGUCAGAAAAGAAACAAAUGUCUUUGGCAGGUUUCCAGGGCCCAUGUUGACAAAGUUGUUUUUUUUAAAUUAAGUUUAACGUCGUAAAAAAUAAAAAAGAGAACAAAAAAUCACAAAUGAGCUGCUGUAACCACAAAAAGAUUUGCUUUUAUAAAUUACAAUGAUGACUAAUUAUCAAAAUAGUUGCAGAUUAAUAAUUCUACCAAUUGACUAGUCAGUUAAACAGCUCAUUGUUUCUACUCUUUCCUAAUAGAAUUUGGUUUUCUUUAUAAAAUAGGGGGUAGCACAGCAUUUUCCCCCCAAAGAAAUUAAGGUCAUAUUUAACCUUUUUUGUAAUCUUUAUGUUGUUUUUAACAGAAAGUUACUAUUUAGCCCACUUGUCUAGCAUAAAGCAGGCCAAAUAAAAGUGAAGUGAAGAAUUUGGUCAUGUUACUGAGGUAUUCAAUAAAACAAGGGGAUAUAAAAAGGUAUGUAACUGUAUCUGUGAAGUUUUACCAGUGCAACAUGUUUGUAUGUAAAUUUUUCUGCUGGUUCUCUAAUAACGUAUUUCUCUGAAACUCGUAAUCAGGUCACUAAGUUUUAGUAAUCAACAAUCAAAAGGAGAUGACAAAAAAGAAAACAAAGAGCUACCAAAAUAUUUUAAUGACUUGAACUGUUUUGGAUCAAACCACUGUUUUGCUCGUGUCCAUAUUAGUUAUUUAUUUUACUUCCCGGCAUUUUUUGGCUUUUGCUUAAAAGCUAAUGUUUCCACAACUGUCACAUUUAUUUUGGAAAACGUACAGUUUCCUUUCUGUAGCAGAGUAAUUUAAGAGCAGUGUAUGUUUGGUUAGUGAAUCUGUACUAGAAUGUGUUACAAAUGUUUGAAAGAUGGCAUCUCUGUGUUGCCUGUAUGUGUGUGACAAAAAAAAUAAAUGAUACAACCCUGUG
This is a messenger RNA of Micropterus salmoides (largemouth bass), 5153 nucleotides long. Its product is annotated as pleckstrin homology domain-containing family H member 1-like. Lineage: Eukaryota; Metazoa; Chordata; Actinopteri; Centrarchiformes; Centrarchidae. The record is from RefSeq and is a predicted model, not a curated record. Gene Ontology annotation, cellular component: cytoskeleton.